This is a messenger RNA of Agrilus planipennis (emerald ash borer), 2318 nucleotides long. RefSeq names its product exocyst complex component 5 (gene Sec10). Gene Ontology annotation, biological process: Golgi to plasma membrane transport; exocytosis. NCBI's taxonomy places the organism in Eukaryota, Metazoa, Arthropoda, Insecta, Coleoptera, Buprestidae. Gene Ontology annotation, cellular component: cytoplasm; exocyst. The record is from RefSeq and is a predicted model, not a curated record.
UAUCCUUAACCUUACUUUAAUUACUGUCAAAACUAAAACAAUAUAUUCAAAAGGAACCAAACUACAUUAAAUAUAUUCAAAAUGAUGCAACAAUACAUGAAAGAAUUGGAACAGGAUCCCUUUGAUGCAGAAGAAUUUGUAGAACGUUUAGCUUACAGAACUAUUGCAGAGACGAAAAAGGCAGAAGAUGAUGAUUUUAAUCCUUCUUUAUUACACGAUGCUUUUAUACAGACAAUUAAAGAUUUAACACUCCUACAAGAGAGACAACAAAAGAAAUGUGAAAGACUAGAAGCAGCUGUUAGAGAAGAUCAGUUAGUUUUUUGUCAAGAGAUUCAGACUCUUCAGGAUAAAAAUAAGAAUAGCGUUCAAGCAUUUCAAGAACUUGAUGGUAAAAUUAAUAAUGUGGCAACGAAAGUACUUCACCUAGGGGAUCAAUUAGAUAAUGUUAAUGGUCCAAGAGCUCGUGUUGUUGAAGCCCAGAGACUCAUAACACAUCUUAACGAUUUUUUAAUGCCUGGACCUUUAAAUUCAUCACUUUUCACUGAUCCUUUUAGGAUUGAAGAAGCUGCUGAUAUAAUUCAAAAACUACACUUAAUUGCACAAGACUUGCCUGUUUCAAAAUUUGAAGAAACUAGAAAGAAGAUAGAAUCAACAUAUGAUGAUAUUGAACGCAAACUGUUUGCUGAAUUUUGUUCUGCACAAAGAAAAGACGAUUUUGAAGGCAUGAAAAAGAUUGCCAGUGUUUUGUCUCAAUUUAGGGGAUAUGUUCAAUGCAUAAAUGCAUAUAUUGAACAUAGUCAAGCAGGAUGUUUAUUGAAUAAAGAUGUUUUUGGAAAUUUGUUGCCCUUGUGUAAGAUGAACUAUACUAUAAUUAAAGAAGUUUUUGAAAAUCCAGGUCAAGUAAUGACAAAGUUUGUCAUAAAUUUAUACAAUCCAAAGUUGGAGGAAUAUAUUGCUGGUAGAUUGUCUCAAAAGAUGGACACAAACAAUUAUCUGAAAACACUUUAUGAUUUAUAUUCAAAGACAAAUCAGCUUUCUGAUGACUUAGCAUCAUUAAAUAUGGGAAUAGAUAAAAAUUUUCUUACGAAAUUAACUGGCAAUAUUUUUCAAAAAUAUAUAGGCAAUUAUAUAGGGUAAUGAGUUUACAAUUACGUUUUUCCGCUGUUUAUGGUUCUUUUAUUUANAGUAUAUUAUAUUUCUUCAUACAGGUUUCAAGAACUUCGAAGAGACAUACAAGCGGUUAUUGGCACCAGGGCAAACAUAAACAUUGUACAAAUUGAAGAUUACGGAGGGGAAACGUUUUUAUCGGAAGAAUUGGCAAUUACUAUUCUACAAGACACGAAAAACGCUUUACAAAGAUGCAAUCUUUUAUCACGUCCAGAGGAACGAGCGGCUAAUGCCUCACAAAUAGUCGAUUGCCUUCUGCUAUCACUACUAACAGAACAUAUUGAAUAUGCUCUUGAACUCGGUUUACAAGCCAUUCCAGUAACAGAAGGAUCAAAAACACCCCCAACAAUUCAUUUUUUUAGCGUUGUUAAUAAAGCCAAUAUCAUCAUUCACCUGUUGGAAAAGCAAUUCACGGAUCUCGCUUUACCACUCGUUAUAAAUACUCCUAAACUUAAUGACUGUCUUCAUAAAAAAAAGAUUAUUAUGGAAGAUAUUGAGAGAAGAAUUAAUACUGGCUUAGAGAGAUCCUUUAAUGCUAUUAUUACUUGGGUAAAAUUAUAUUUACAAGCAGAACAGAAAAAGACUGAUUAUAAGCCUGAAUCUGAAGACAUAGACACUGUAGCUUCACCUGCUUGUAAAGCAGUUGUUCAGUAUAUAAAUAGUGUAAUAACACUAAUUAAAAAGAAUUUAGAUGGUAAAAACGUGGAUGUAAUACUUCAAGAAUUAGGAAUCAGACUGCAUAAAGUAAUAUAUGAUCACAUGUUACAGUUUCAGUAUAGCACAAUAGGAGCAAUGAUUGCAAUAUGUGACUUAAAUGAAUACAGACAAUCCACAAAGUCCAUGGGGGAGUUGGUUUCAAAACUUUUUGAUACUCUGCAUGCUCUUUGUAAUCUCUUACUUGUCAAACCUGAAAAUCUUCAGCAAGUUUGUUCAGAAGAUUCCUUGGUCGACUUGGACAGGUCUGUGGUAAACAACUUCGUACAAUUAAGAAGCGACUUUAAGGUACAAAGGCAAAACAUUUUAAGGUCUUGAUUUUAAACAAAUUAUUGAUUCUAUUUUCAUAUAAUGGAGUAUUAAUAUUUAUCCAUCUUAAUUACUUGUAUGUUAUUAAUUUAUGUUAUAAUUAAAUAUACCCACCUACAGAAUUGAAA